AAAAGUAAAAAAGUAAAAACAAAGUAACAUUAAAGUUAAAGAUUCACUGUCCGACAAACAAUACAUUUUGACAAAAUGUUUGAGAAAAAAACAAUACUUUCGCCCAAAUGUUGUCCAUAAAAUUAAUUCAAAUAAUCUUGUUUCUUAGGGAAAAGUGAUUUACCACCAGACCAUGACCCCAUCUUGGAUUGAGGCGCAUGCGUCCUACAUCGACGGAUCUCGUGGAUACACCACUGAACAGAUCACAUUUCACGCGGGCGCAGUAACGCGGGCCGCCCUCUUUAAAGUUCCCAUGAUUCCUGUAAAUGAAUUGCAAAAUUCCUCGGCGUUAACCGUUAAAUUUGUGGUUUCCACUAAUGUCACUAUCGGAUCAACUGAUUCCGACAGUGAUUUGAUAUAUGGCGUGUCUGAUGGCAUAAGCUUUGUAGGCUUUGAAACUCUCGAUAAAAACAAUUACAAGGGCAAUUUCCCUCCCUGUUAUGGAUUGGAGGGCGUCUCUUUAGGUUCGCGUUUGAAAGACUAUAAGCCGGUCAGCUCUUUGUUACCCAAACCAAGCGACUCUUUCUAUCCCGGUCAGGUUAUUGGCACUCUCAGCUUAAAUGAACGCUGGGGCUCAUGCUACACUGCGCAUGACGGAGGCUUCGCGAAGACCGCUGUGUACAGCAAACGACUGAACCUCAGCAAAGGUCUCACUUUUGAGGUUUAUAAAGAUAACAAAGGCGAGAGGACUGGGAUCAAGUUCAUUGAAGUCACCAUCAUACAAGAUUCCCAGCCUUAAAAAUCGGCUUGUCAGUAAAGUGACCAUGGACGCAACCAUCAGAGACAAAGCAAGUAUAGCGGAAUUAUAGAACUGUGUUAAAAUUAUUAAAAGUACCUUCACUUGUACACGAAAUGUGCUAAGAACACCAGCGUGACAAUGUUAGCAAGAUAAAAUUAUAAUAGUAUGUAACUAGCAAGAGCAGAAGCCUGCCUGACUUUUUCAGUUUAAGACCGAUCAAAGGUUUUUGCAUGCAUAACCCAUUAGUAUAAAGCUGAAGUACAUUAGUACAGCAACAAUAACAUCUUUAUUUAAUUUUAUAUUUUACUACAUUUUGAAAGAUUUUUAGUUUAUUUUAUGCAUAUAGAAUGUUUUAGAUGAGGUAACUGUUAUAAUCUUGUUUGAAUGAGACUGGAGGCUAAAUAAACCGUUAUGUUUUCGAGUUAGCCUCCAGCCUAGUCAUGUCUAAUUGUAGGACAGGAGAGAUGAAGGAAGAAUUUAUAGUGUACAGUUUAGUUUAAUUUAAGGAAGAACAAAAAAAGUAACAGAAAAGUAAUUGACUGUAUCGGUCUCACAGUAAACAAUGUUUAAUUUUUUUGAAAAUGCAAAUACGCUAAGUUCUUUCAAAUGGGUUGGAAGUUCUUUCCAAAGAUCUAUUGAUAUUUAACAAACGUAGGUUUCCGUUUAUGGAGAUAGUUAUUUUGGCUUUUCGAACUGCUAAGCUCAUGACGGUGCCCGGCCUUUGCCUGUUAGUUUAGAUAUAACAAAUGAGCCUGGGAGAAUUCCAUGCUAAACUGGUAUUGGUGUUGGGAAAAACUUAAACGCUCGUGACUGAAUUUUCUCCUUUACAUUCUUCAAUUCAUAAGCAGCCUUUCUGGAGUCUUUUGCUCCUCCUCUGAAAACGCAUUGCAGAAACUGAAAGAUGCGACAGUUAAGAUUUUCAUGCAAGUUGGCAUGUGCAAGAUGCGUCAUUAUAAGAGAUAGGAAUAACAUGGUAUACGCUUUGACAGUUCCUCGACAUCUCCAGCAUAGGGUUCUAUGCCGUUACUGCUCUAAAAUAAAAGGUCCACUGGGGACUCAGGUGUUAUAUUUUCUGCCCUGAGUAAUUCGACUUGAUAACGCUUCCCCAUUUUUAUUCAAUCCACGUAACCGAGCCUACUUAUCAUUAUGGCGAACCUGCGUUUUUUUACAGUUUAUACGUUUAUAUGCUCUCACAUAAUUUCCACAAGUAUUUGAGGAAAUUUGAAGUACUAUUUGUGCCAGAUGGUGCCUUUUCAGACGGUCAACUAGCUGGGAACACGUAAAACUAUGGAGACGAAACAAAGAUGUGGGAGGAAAACCUGCAAGGCAGCAAUAGACACAAACAGAAUAAGAGGAAAGAUCAUUAAACACAAAAUAAUAAUAAAAAACGCAAGGCUUUCUCCGGUGUAACAGUUUCCAGUCUCAAUCGUGGGAAAGAUUGUUCUUCCCCCAGGCCAGUUGGAUGAUUUAGCGCCUAGUUAGACAGGCAGUCAAUUCAGUCAAUCAGUCAGUCAGUCAGUCAGUCAGUCAGUCAGUCAGUCAGUCAGUCAGUCAGCCAG
This is a messenger RNA of Orbicella faveolata, 2337 nucleotides long. RefSeq lists its product as uncharacterized. The record is from RefSeq and is a predicted model, not a curated record. NCBI's taxonomy places the organism in Eukaryota, Metazoa, Cnidaria, Anthozoa, Scleractinia, Merulinidae.